CCUCGCAGUGUCCGGCCAUGUGGAUCACAUCCUUCUCGCUCGCUACACCGAUGCUCUUCAUCAUGGGCCAGGUGAUGCGUAACGACGAGAAGAUUUGCACCACUAUCGUCUCUCCUGUCACUAUGAAGACUGUGCUUCAGAAUCAAGAGCGGACGGAGACAAUAGAAUGGGAAACAGGAGCUGAGCAGACAGCAGCGAUGCUUCAUUGCUGUGGAGGAUGCUAUUCCUCAGCACCGCUAUGAAGCAGUAUUUCCACCCUGUGCAGCCUUGUACCAAUAAACAGGAAAACCUGAAGAGCCUUAACACAUAUUCAGCACCUUGGACAAAUGAAGGGCACACCACAAGCCUAAAAUAGAUAAUACCAGGGACGAGCCUGACACUGACCUCACCACAGCAAAUUCACAUUAACCCAGUAUUGAUCUACACUUCAUUUCUACAUUGUGGUGGUGGUAAACAUAUCACUUCAUCACCUCAGUUCAUAGACCCCUCCCUCCACAGGACCCUCACAGUGCCCCUCAGAGGGGCAAUGCCAGUCUUGCUAAAUGCCGACGCCUCCUUCAGCUCCAAGCAGGAGCUCUUGGACCUCCAGGACUGCCCUCUCAGCGGGGAUCCCUCUCUGGACACCCCCAGCCCUGUGGAUUCCCAGACAGGCAGCCCUAUAGGUUCAGGGUCCAGAAGCCUGGGACCUGAUGUCCCCAUCCAGCCCCACAUUUUCACCGGGGCUUCAUCAGUCCCUGGGCAGAUGCAUGGGGCUGAAACAAAACCUCAUGCAGAAACUCCUUUGGGGUUGCAGUUGAUAUCCCCAGACUCGGAUCAGCUGUGUGGCUGGGGGGCUCUGACACCCAAAGCCAUGCAAGUUUUCAACACCCCUCGUUGGGUGCUGUUCUUCCUUAGUGUGGCUGCUUUUCUCCAGGGAAUGAUAGUCAACGGCUUAAUUAAUACCGUGAUCACCUCCAUCGAGCGACGCUUUGACCUGCACAGCUACGAGAGCGGCCUCAUCGUCAGCAGCUACGACAUCGCCUCCUGCAUCUGUGUGAUAUUCGUCAGCUACUUUGGGGGGACAGGGCACAAGCCUCGCUGGCUGGGAUGGGGGGUGCUCAUCAUGGCACUAGGUUCUCUGGUGUUUGCCUUGCCUCACUUCACUUCACCGCCCUACCAAGUCAGCCUACCUGAGCAAACAGGAAUGUGCUCAGCAAACCGUACCAGUCCAUGCCAGGACAAGGAGGGAGGAGGGCUGUCCAGCUAUCGCUUCGUGUUCAUGCUGGGCCAGUUCCUGCAUGGGAUUGGUGCUACGCCUCUCUACACGUUAGGGGUCACAUACCUGGAUGAGAACGUCAACUCCAACUAUGCACCUGUUUACGUCGGAAUCUUUUACGCAGCGGCCGUUUUGGGUCCAGCAGCAGGCUACCUGCUGGGAGGAUACUUCCUCAGCAUCUUCACCGAGAUCCACCUGACGACAGAGAUGACUCCAGAGGACCCAAACUGGAUUGGGGCUUGGUGGAUCGGCUUCCUAGUAGGAGGAGCAGCAGCUCUGCUGAUAUCGUUCCCCAUCCUGGGCUACCCACGACAGCUACCAGGAUCUCAGGAAUACGCCUCCAUGCGGGUGUCUGAAGCCCACCAGCUGAAGGAUGGAAGUCACACAACAGCCUCAGACCCUCAGUUUGGCAAAUCAGUCAAAGACAUGCCCAGAUCUGUGCUGCUUCUUUUAAAGAAUCCUACAUUCGUGUUCCUUUGUUUGACUGUUGCUACAGUGGCCACCCUCGUCGCAGGAGUGUCCGCCUUUGGGCCAAAGUUCUUGGAGUCACAAUUCAAUCUCAGUGCAUCAAAAGCCUCCACAUUGUUUGGAUACAUAGUGGUACCAGCGGGAGGCGGGGGCACCUUGUUGGGAGGCUACAUAGUGAAGAGGUUUAACCUGCGCUGUCGAGGUAUCAUCCGUUUCUGCAUGAUAUGCGCAAUGACCAGUCUGGCCGCCAUCUUCAUCUUUCUCAUCCAUUGCCCCAAUGUGCCCAUGGCUGGUGUCACGGCUCCUUAUCAGUCUGGUCUGAUGGGGAAACAGCAGCUGGAACAGUACAAACACCUGUAUGACAAACCCAGCAAGCUGCAGUCUGGAAACAGCUUCUCUUUGGACCUGAACCUCACAGUGGACUGUAAUGCUAACUGUAGUUGUGUCAGAGAGCUGUACAACCCUGUGUGUGGGGCAGAUGACAUGAUGUAUUACUCUCCCUGCCAUGCAGGCUGCACCUCCAUCAACCACACUGAUGUCUCCACAGGCAAACAGGUGUACUCUGGAUGUAGCUGUGUGGUGGGUAAUGUGUCCUGGGGGGAGGAGGGCUUCGCUCUGGCAGGAAAAUGUGGCAACUCCUGCUACCACUUGCCAGUCUUCCUCACAGUGUUUUUCAUCACCAUCACCUUCACUUUCCUCUGUCAGAGCCCAACAGUGACUGCCAUACUCCGGUGUGUUCCAGACAGCCAGAGAUCCUUUGCACUUGGUAUUCAGUGGGUUGUGGUGCGCACACUUGGUACUAUUCCAGGACCCAUCGCGUUCGGCGCAAUGAUUGACAUCUCCUGCUUGCUGUGGCAGGAUCAGUGUGGUGAGCAGGGCUCCUGCUACCUCUACCAGAACUCAACCAUGAGCCAGUACAUACUAAUAACUGCAAUCAUCUAUAAGGCUUUGGGGGCAAUUUUUUUCCUGGUAGCCAGCAUCCUGUACAAGCCUCCUCCGGAGUCACCGCAAAACAGCUGUGAGAGCACUGACCAGGGAAAGGUGAGUGACCUGCCCAUCAAAGACCCGCCUGAGGACGGCGUCAUCGUCAACCCACACGCCCGGUCAGCCUCAUUAACCAGUGAGGCUGACUGAUUGUGUCUUUGUGUAUGUGCCAGAAUGCCUUCAUGCACACAAAUAAUUUUUCAAACCACAUGAUGACAUGCUGCUGUCUUGGAAGAAAACCCUGCUUUGUCUACAUGUGUGUGACAGUGCCAAGCUGCAGAGGUUUUUAUUUACUAAUCAGUUCAAAUUACUUUGUAGAAUGUGAGCCUGAUGCCAUUUCUGUUGUGAGAAGGGAAGAAAGCAUUUCUAUCAUCAGACUUUAUAGUUAAAUGGAUACAAUUACUGUUUUUGUCGUUCACUUUACACCCAAUAAUCUGAACUGACAAUUUAAAUCAAGUCUAAAACUUACCUACCUUCUUGGGUAGGUUUCCACAAAGAUACCUGGGUUUGGACAGUUGAUCCUGAAAGAUAUUUUGUGUCAUAAGACUGGAAGGAAAGCGACUGUCAUAAACUUCUGAUUCCUUGUCUUGAAGCUACCGCUGAGCUAUCAUGGCUGUUUGCUUUGGUUCACUGUAAUGCUGAACUGUGAACUGCUGCCUCAGUCUGAGAUAUUUGUGUUUGUCUGUAUCCAUUCUUCCCUCAGUCCUGACUGGUUUCCCCUGUUAUAGCACACAUUCAGUGGGAUGUAUCUGAGCAUUAGGGGUAGCACUGCUUUCCAACAUUAGAUGCUUUACAACUGUGCAAACAUUGGAUGCACCUAACUGCACGGAUAUUUCACUUGUGGACUUUGUGUUCCUAGAUUUCAAACUCUUUUAAAAAAAUUUCUAUUACAACAACAGUUCACCGAAUAAAUUGUUUCUGAAUGCAUGAGAUGAAAAAUAAGCUGUGCAGUCAGUAAAUCUGUCUUUUACUUUUAAUUGCAGUUUGUUCAAAAGUUUUUUGAGACUUUGCAGAGGCAUAGAGAGGCAGCUGAACACUCCUGAUGUAGAAGUAAAUGAGAUUCCCCAUCUCUCCAGAUGCAUCUUGGCGUAUCCAGAACACAUUGCAUGGCUGCUUACAUAGACAAUAAGAGUAGAAAAUAUGGAUCCUUUGGACACAUACCAUUAUUCUGAACACCUUCUGUUUAGCUGCUCUACCUAAAAGGACUGAAGUUAGAAGGUGCUGCUAAGAUGGUCAUCCUUUGAGCAGGUUCUCCAUCUCCACAUAGGACUUCUUAGGCUUUAUCACAGAAGAAUUCCUUAGACUUCAUGGCUUGGUCCUUACAUUCUGUCUGAACUGUGGGACUAUGGAUACAGAAGUCUCUCUCUGUCUGACAGUUCACUGUCCAGUGAGUUCAGUUUGCCACAGAUAGACUCCAGUCUAACUUUGAAACUCAUCUGAAGCAUGAUUAAAGCAAACUACAUGCAGUGGGCUACAGUUUGGAGAGCUACUGCGAAUGUUCUGAAUACUUUGUGAAGCAAAAGUGAAAUGAAUGAAUAUAAUGUGAACUAAAACUAUUAACCACAGUACAGCAGCACAAAUAUAUUUUCAGUUAGAAAAGCACAUGCAUAUAAUAGAUUGAAUUUAAAAGCAAUAAUUUCAGGGAUGGAGAACAUCACAUUACUUUUGUGAUCUACAUGAAAUAGAUCUAUAUAUAGAUUGCUCUGCUGACCAAUUUGGUAUUAAAAACUGCUACUCUUGCGACAGAAGGUGUGAUGCAACUUUUCCAUAGAAAUUGAAUAGCUGCACUUUAAAAAAUUAAAUAAAGUCUUUGCAAAGUAUGUGCUGACACAAAACAGGCAUUUAAAGGUGGAGUAAGUCAUUCUGAAAAACAAAUCCAUCCAGCACUGGAUAUUUUUCAGUGCACACAGCAUGAAGAGAUAUUCACUGAAUAUGACAGAAAGUGUGUUGCAUUUGAACCUGCUUUUAAAAUUGUAAAAUGCACCUUAUAAUGUGUUGUUUUCUGUGGAACUGCUGCAAAAAAUAUGUGUAAAUUUCAAUGCGUCCAGUUCAGCUAUGGUCAACUUUACAUGUGAAUUUGGACCUUGACCAACAGAUCUUUUCCACAGAGGACAUGUUGACUUGUCACAGCAGCAAAUUCACAGGUUUCUCAUUAGCAAUGUCUCAGUGAUGCUAAGUGUCCUGGUAAAUCAUGACAUGAAGCCACACUGUGUACUAAUGUGAUCCUAGAACUGAUUGACCUGAAUGGAAUGCAGUUGUUUUAAAUGCUGUGCUUUUCCUGCUCUGACCGGCCAGAAUGUCUGGUCUAAAAAGGUCUGUUCAAGCUGUGUCUCCAGUGUUGACCACUGAAUGAACGGAGAAAGUCACACAUGGAGGAACCUUUUCAAGCUUAUUAGCUGUGUCGAAGUUUUUAUCAGGCAAUGAAGUGAAAGCUAAAUUUUCAGAUACUGUGCCUAAAGAAAGGAAAUCUCAUUAGCUAUGACAUUCAGAAAAGCAUUUGAAUCAAAGUCUAGCUUACAAGUCCAACUUUUCUAAAGAGAAUGUAAGAUUUAUGAGAUUUAUCAUUUAUGCUCUAAAAGGCUUUUAAGGGAUUUAAGAGAAUCUAAAAGGGUUCUAUUCCCAUCGCUUAAUUGAAUGCAUGGUUGGAAGGUAAAACAACCAACCUGAGUUUAGGCUGACAAUAAUGGUGAUAACUGGUUUAACUUAAUAUUGUGAGCAAUUUCAACUCAAAUUUCUGCAUUUGUUGAUUUAAAACAAAAUUCAUGUUGAGUUAACGUAAUGAAAUUAGUUUGAUAAUGACAUUUUUCUUCCUUCCUCUAUAUUACAAUAACCUUGAUUGUGGAAUAAGAGCUAUUUCCCCUAAAUCAAUGUCAUUUUUUGGUUCAAUAUAAAGUUUAAAAAGCUUUAAAAGAUUGAUGCAACUACUAAUUAUUUUUGUUGCUGAGCCUAAAACUUUUUUUAAGCAUACAUGCAUUGUUUAAUUUUUGUUUGAGAUGUAAUUUGUGCCCUAAAAUAUGAAUUGUUUGUUAAAGUCCCAAAGGUUCCAACCACUAAUAAUUAGUGUUGUAUGUUUGUCUCAGCAUAUUGACGGUAAGUUUCAGGAACAUGCAGCGAUAACAGCAACUAGAAAAGUGCUGAAUGACAGAUGGACUGUUAAAAUGAAGUUGAUUCUGCCACACAGCUAAUAAGCUGCUGAAGCUUCCGACAUUUUGGACUCUUGAGCUCUCCGUUUCUCCAGCUCUGAUUGAACUUGCUAUUGAUUAAAAGGGAUGCAGUGGCGUUGCCACUUUUUUGCUGCUUGAAGGUGUUUUGUGACAGAGCUUUUAAGAGGGAUAUUCUGGGAAGUAAUUUGUAAGCUGGGGCUGCUGAAGGCGACGCACAACUGGCACGACGUGCAGUAUAAGAAAUCAGCACUGUUAUUUGGACCUAAAUAUCACAGUACUGUAAGUCUACAAAUGUGCCAAAGCAGUUUUGCCUAACAACUCUUGUACUUUGUUGUUUAUCAUCUUCCUUAUUUAUGCAAAUAAUUUAUUUAUAAUAUUUCAGCUUUCAUAUUUGAGUUUUGCAUUUACUGUGUGAUAACAGGAAUGCUGCCCUUCCUGCCCUUUGUCAAGACGUCCUCCUCUUGUCUGCAUUGUUUAUGUGAUCGUGAAACACAACUUGCUGUGUGUUGCCUGUGUUGUUGUUGUCAUGUACUCUGCUCCUGUACGGACUGACCGAACAACCUGAUGUUGAGGAGUUUGAUUUCCAUAUGAAUGUAUAUAUGCAGUUCUCCUAAUUGUGCUUUUGAAAUCAGUCCCCAGGUUUUGUCAAGCCACUCUGUAAGCUGAUUUUUAUUCUUUUCUAUUUUGAUUUUGGUACUGUAUGUUUUUCUAAAAAAAAAAAAAAAAUGGAAGCAGUGGACUUGAAAUCAAUGAUCUUUUUAUGAAACAAUUCAAAGAUGUCAAUUGUUUUCUAAUUACAAAAGCUGAACAGCAGAA
This is a messenger RNA of Amphiprion ocellaris (clown anemonefish), 6687 nucleotides long. Its product is annotated as solute carrier organic anion transporter family member 4A1-like. The transcript has 13 exons. Gene Ontology annotation, biological process: transmembrane transport; sodium-independent organic anion transport. Bases 527 to 2857 code for a protein of 776 amino acids. The record is from RefSeq and is a predicted model, not a curated record. NCBI's taxonomy places the organism in Eukaryota, Metazoa, Chordata, Actinopteri, Pomacentridae. Gene Ontology annotation, cellular component: membrane. Gene Ontology annotation, molecular function: protein binding.